AUGGCUAGGAUGAGCUUUCCUUUAGCAGCUUGCCGAAUGGUGCUGAGCUUGCUAAUGACUUCAUUAACUGGGUCUUGCCUACAAAAUAGUGAGUGUCCACAACUUUGUGUAUGUGAAAUUAGGCCCUGGUUUACCCCGCAGUCAACAUACAGAGAAGCCACCACCGUUGAUUGCAAUGAUCUCCGCUUAACAAGGAUUCCCAGCAACCUUUCUAGUGAUACUCAAGUGCUUCUCCUACAGAGCAAUAACAUUGCAAAGACCGUGGAUGAGCUUCAGCAGCUUUUCAACCUGACUGAGCUGGAUUUCUCCCAAAACAACUUUACAAAUAUUAAGGAGGUAGGGCUGGCAAACCUGACCCAGCUCACUACUCUGCAUUUGGAGGAAAAUCAGAUUACGGAAAUGAAUGAUUAUUGUCUGCAAGAUCUCAGCAACCUUCAAGAACUCUACAUCAACCAUAACCAGAUUAGCACUAUUUCUGCUAAUGCUUUUUCAGGCUUAAAAAAUCUUUUAAGGCUCCACCUAAACUCCAACAGAUUGAAAGUGAUUGAUAGCCGCUGGUUUGAUUCAACACCCAACCUGGAAAUUCUCAUGAUUGGGGAAAACCCCGUGAUUGGAAUUCUGGAUAUGAACUUCAAACCCCUCUCAAAUUUGAGAAGCUUAGUUUUGGCAGGAAUGUAUCUCACUGAUAUUCCUGGAAAUGCCUUGGUGGGCUUGGAUAGCCUAGAGAGCCUGUCGUUUUAUGAUAACAAACUGGUCAAAGUCCCUCAACUUGCCCUGCAAAAAGUUCCAAAUUUGAAAUUCUUAGACCUCAACAAAAACCCCAUCCACAAAAUCCAGGAAGGGGACUUCAAAAAUAUGCUCCGGUUAAAAGAACUGGGAAUCAACAAUAUGGGGGAACUUGUCUCUGUGGACCGCUACGCCCUGGAUAACUUGCCUGAACUCACCAAGUUAGAAGCCACCAAUAACCCCAAAUUAUCUUACAUCCACAGCUUGGCUUUUCGAAGUGUCCCUGCCCUAGAAAGCCUGAUGUUGAACAACAAUGCCCUGAAUGCCGUUUACCAGAAGACAGUAGAAUCCCUUCCUAAUCUGCGUGAGAUCAGUAUCCACAGCAAUCCCCUGAGGUGUGACUGUGUUAUCCACUGGAUUAAUUCCAACAAGACAAACAUCCGCUUCAUGGAGCCCUUAUCCAUGUUCUGUGCCAUGCCGCCUGAAUACAGAGGGCAGCAGGUGAAGGAAGUUUUAAUUCAGGAUUCAGGUGAACAGUGCCUCCCAAUGAUAUCUCAUGACACAUUCCCAAAUCAUUUAAACAUGGAUACUGGCACAGCAGUUUUCCUAGACUGUCGGGCCAUGGCCGAGCCAGAACCUGAAAUUUACUGGGUCACUCCCCUUGGAAAUAAGAUAACUGUGGAAACGCUUUCAGAUAAAUACAAACUAAGUAGUGAAGGUACAUUGGAAAUAUCUAACAUACAAACUGAAGACUCAGGAAGAUACACCUGUGUUGCCCAGAAUGUUGAAGGGGCAGACACUCGAGUGGUGACAAUUAAGGUUAAUGGAACCCUUCUGGAUGGUACCCAGGUGCUGAAAAUAUAUGUCAAGCAGACAGAAUCUCAUUCCAUUUUAGUGUCCUGGAAAGUUAAUUCCAAUGUCAUGACGUCAAACUUAAAAUGGUCAUCUGCCACCAUGAAGAUUGACAAUCCCCACAUAACAUAUACUGCCAGGGUCCCGGUAGAUGUUCACGAAUACAACCUAACGCACCUGCAGCCUUCCACAGAUUAUGAAGUGUGUCUCACAGUGUCCAGUAUUCAUCAGCAGACUCAAAAGUCAUGUGUUAAUGUCACAACCAAAAAUGCUGCCUUCGCGCUGGACAUUUCUGAUCAAGAAACCAGUACAGCCCUUGCUGCAGUUAUGGGGUCCAUGUUUGCCGUCAUUAGCCUUGCAUCCAUUGCUGUGUACAUUGCCAAAAGAUUUAAGAGGAAAAACUACCACCAUUCAUUAAAAAAGUAUAUGCAAAAAACCUCUUCAAUCCCACUAAAUGAGCUGUACCCACCACUCAUUAACCUCUGGGAAGGUGACAGUGAGAAAGACAAAGAUGGUACUGCAGACACCAAGCCAACCCAAGUUGACACCUCCAGAAGCUAUUACAUGUGGUAA
Messenger RNA from Mesoplodon densirostris (Blainville's beaked whale), 2151 nucleotides. It is a transcript of the gene LRRN1, whose product is annotated as leucine rich repeat neuronal 1. The transcript has a single exon. The coding region runs from base 1 to 2151 and encodes 716 amino acids. NCBI's taxonomy places the organism in Eukaryota, Metazoa, Chordata, Mammalia, Artiodactyla, Ziphiidae. The record is from RefSeq and is a predicted model, not a curated record. Gene Ontology annotation, molecular function: protein binding.